Teleopsis dalmanni is the source of this 873-nucleotide messenger RNA. Its product is annotated as augmin complex subunit dgt4-like. The transcript is spliced from 2 exons. Lineage: Eukaryota; Metazoa; Arthropoda; Insecta; Diptera; Diopsidae. The record is from RefSeq and is a predicted model, not a curated record. The coding region runs from base 277 to 825 and encodes 182 amino acids.
UUUAAAGUAAGUGAAAAAGCACUGCAGCUUACUAAGUAAGCAGUGAAAAGGUACUAUAAGUGUAUAGCCUGAAGCACUUUACAAAGAUUUGGUUGGCUAAAUGUUUGAACUUGUGGUUUACACAAUUCAAAAACACAAGUUCAUUUAGUUCUAUAAGGUUUGAUUAUACUAAAUUGAUGGUGUCCAAAGUGUUUAAGUAAUUUUAUAGUCGAUUUAAAGCGGGUUAGGUUUUAUUUGAUUUUUGUUGUAUUACUAUUUGGCGACUUUUUCUUUAAUAUGGGCUCUACUUCAAAGAAAUAUAAUACUACACUUGAUGACAUAAACUACUUGCUUUAUUUGGAAACCUAUAAACGCUUUAAAGAUGAUGAAAAUAAUAUUAAACGGCAGAUUGAGGAAAAAAUUCAUCAAUAUAAAAAGGUGAAAAAUGAGUAUUUGGAACUAUAUCUUAAAUACACAAAUCUAUUAAAACUUACGGCUAUUCGUACCACUGUGGAAGGUGGUAUCUGUUUUGAUGAUUCUCAUGUUAAAUCAGUUAAAAAAAAUAUCGAAACAAUAAUUGCGAAAAUUUCAACAGGAAAUGUGACUGAGUAUGUCAACGCAGAAGCUCUGGAAAAGUUCAAAGAGAAUUUGAGUUCGUGCGAGAAUUAUACACAAAUAGAAGCAAUAAAAAGUGGCGUUGCAGAUAUUAAAAAAUCAACUAAAGCAAUCAAAAAUUCUAGGGACAUUAUUGAAACAUCACUUGAGGCUGCAGCAUUUCAGGGAUUAGAUUUUUUUGCGCAUGCGUUUCUGACAGAUAAACCAAUUAUGAAAUCGAUCAAAUAUUAGGUUCUUUCGGAAUUGAAUUAAAUCAAUAACAAAAUAUUGUAAUAAAAC